AUGGAGGGUCUACGGAAAGACUUCAUGUCCGUUGGCUUUAAGGGUUCUUUCUCGUUGGGACUGCUUGACCCCAGGCAUGUCCUAAUCAGAUUCGACCUCGAAGACGAUUUUCAUAGAUGUUGGCUGCGCGGUUUCUGGACGUUCCAAGGCUUUGCAAUGCGUGUGUUCAAGUGGUCUCCCACAUUCUCUACAAAUAUCGAAUCCUCUAUAGUACCGGUCUGGAUCCGGCUCCCGUUUCUCCCUGUCCACCUCUUUGGAAAAAAGCCUUUGUUCUCCAUUGCUCGAUUGGUUGGCGAACCCCUGCGCCUAGACGCAUCCACAGUGACAUUGUCGCGGCCUAGUGUGGCUCGCAUCUGCGUUGAAGUUGAUCUGUUACAGUCCCUCCCCCAAUGGGUGUGGAUUUGGAACGGGUCAACUGGUUUCUGGCAAAAGGUAGAAUAUGAAAGCCUACCAGAUUUUUGCGAAAGUUGCAGGAAACUUGGCCACUCCGCCAGUUCCUGUCGAUCGCAAGAUCAUGUUGUUAAUCACCGGGAUAUCCUGGCUACGCAACAACAAGUCGGGCCUCCAAAGGAUUCAAUCCCGCUGGAGGCGACAGAUCAACCUAAAGAACCAGAGCUGACUGUGGCUAGGGUUUCAGCCGAAGUAGUACAUCCUGACACUGGGGAUCAGGGAUCCGCCCAACAACACGUCUCUAAUGCGGAUACCCAGGGACGACACAACUUAGUGGCCCAACCGCAGCGCUCUGCAGAUGCAAUCGCAGAAGCAGCGGCUGCCUGCUCUGCCCAUUUGGUUUCGGCAACGGUAGUGAGUAAUCCCAAGAGGACCGAGGUUCUGCCCUGUCCGGUCCCCUCAGAGUCUCCAAAGCCUUCGGCCUUUCCGCCGGUACUGAACAAGCCUCUUCCUUGCGACAUAAGGAUGAUUAAUGCCUUUGGCGACGCAGACGGGAAACCCUUGACUCACUUUCGGAUGCUGAAGGACAACAAAGGCCUGCUCGUCCACGUGCAGUUUUGA
Coffea eugenioides is the source of this 1011-nucleotide messenger RNA. RefSeq lists its product as uncharacterized. Bases 1 to 1011 code for a protein of 336 amino acids. The record is from RefSeq and is a predicted model, not a curated record. The transcript has a single exon. NCBI's taxonomy places the organism in Eukaryota, Viridiplantae, Streptophyta, Magnoliopsida, Gentianales, Rubiaceae.